ACUAGCCAUCGUACGUCGUUCCCCAAAGCUGCCCGGUCUUCUUUUUCAAAGUUUUCAACUUUCAAACCCUUUCAUUUCUCUUCUUCUUUAUUCCUCUUCUUCUUCAGCUCGUCCCUAAAAUAUCAUCUGCAUUUAAAACCUCCAUUACUCUUUUCUCCCAACAACAAAAUAAGAACCAGGUCGUAGAAAUCAGAUUCUGUCUCUCUCUCUCUCUCUCUCUCUCUCUCUAUCUGCAUUGUUUCUUUCUCAUAUAAGCUGGAGAUCGACUAUAAAUCCCUCCAAGGACUUCUAUCAAACACCUAAUUUCUCCAUCUAUUACAUAAAAGAAAUGAAUGCCGUUGGGAGACAAAUGCAGCAGCGAUCUACUACUUCUUCUGCUCAUCACCAGCGCCAGUACUCUGACAACUUCCUUGAUUCCUCCUCCAACAGCAAAUGGCUCCAAUCAGCUGGCCUUCAACACCUCCAGUCCUCCAAUGCGGCGGAUUAUUCGAAAAUAUUCAGGAAUGUUCAUCGGAACGUUAAUGGAGGUGCGGAGCUCUUCUCUGAGCCAUCAACCCCGCCCGAUUACUCACGGUCGUCGAGCCAGCGGAAGAAUGGCGAGGAUUCCGUCUCUCCAAAUGAACUCAGCCCUGGGAUCUUGGAUCUGCAUUCACUUGACACGGACCUUCUACCGGAAGUGCCCGCUCCUGGGUUAUAUGAUGGUCUUCCCUCCUAUCAUCCUUCUCGGGGCAGAAGCUUCGAUGAUUCAGAGCCAUACUUUGCUACCACCAGACAGACAAACAGAACUCGAGAAUUGCCAGAAAAUAAUCUUUCGAAGAGUUUCGCUGCAGAUAGAGAGAAGACUAGUUCUGUCGCUAAGAUCAAAGUAGUGGUGCGGAAGAGACCACUUAACAAAAAGGAAAUAUUGAAGAAAGAGGAAGAUGUCGUAACUAUAGAACCUAAUAUGAAUUUUCUCACUGUUCAUGAGACUAAACUCAAGGUAGACCUAACAGAGUACGUUGAAAAACAUGAAUUUGUUUUUGAUGCAGUGCUGGGUGAGGAAGUUUCAAAUGAUGAGGUUUAUCGUGAGACUGUGGAGCCCAUUGUCCCAAUAAUUUUUCAACGGACCAAGGCUACCUGUUUUGCAUAUGGGCAAACAGGAAGUGGAAAAACUUACACUAUGCAACCACUGCCCCUUAAAGCGUCCCAGGAUAUUCUAAAGUUGAUGCACCAUACCUAUCGGAACCAAGGUUUUCAGCUGUUUGUUAGUUUCUUUGAGAUAUAUGGCGGGAAGCUUUUUGAUCUAUUAAACGAUAGGAGAAAGCUUUGCAUGAGGGAGGACGGUAAACAGCAAGUAUGCAUCGUGGGUUUGCAAGAAUUCAGAGUGUCAGAUGUGGAGACAAUCAGGGAGCUCAUUGAAAAAGGAAAUGCUACUAGGAGUACGGGCACAACUGGUGCCAAUGAGGAAUCGUCACGUUCUCAUGCAAUACUUCAACUUUCAAUCAAGAGGUCUGUUGAUGGCAGUGAAUCAAAGCCUGCUCGUGUUGUUGGCAAGCUAUCCUUCAUAGAUCUUGCAGGCAGCGAACGUGGUGCAGACACCACAGAUAAUGAUAAACAGACAAGAAUGGAAGGUGCUGAGAUCAACAAAAGCUUACUUGCACUGAAGGAAUGCAUUAGGGCUCUUGACAAUGAUCAGGGUCAUAUUCCUUUCAGAGGGAGUAAACUGACUGAAGUUUUAAGGGAUUCAUUUGUUGGUGAUUCACGCACUGUCAUGAUAUCAUGCAUUUCACCAAAUUCGGGCUCGUGUGAACAUACUCUCAACACCCUAAGAUAUGCUGAUAGGGUGAAGAGCCUUUCAAAGGGGAACAACUCCAAGAAGGAUCUCCAGUCAGCAACCUUAGGUCUAAGAGACUCGACUACUGUUCCCUUAUCUUCAGUUCUACCUACAGUCUCCACCUUUGAUGGCAUUAUGGUUGAUGUUUCUGGCGAAACCAACAGAUUUGGGUGGUCAAAGCAAGUUCAAUCAGAAACCUCUCUGCCUUAUAAUGUGAACCAUGGCCUCGGUGGAAGAGAUGAGAGGCAUUUGGCUUCUGAAUACGUAGAUUAUUCUAAGGAACAGAGGGGUAGGGGUUACACAACUGGAGAGGAUUUUGGUUUCUCCCAGGAGUCAGAUCAGCAAAACAAACCAUCAUGGAAGAUGGGCAAGCAAGAGCCGCUCCAGAUUUCAGCUGCAAAUGAUAAGACUAGGAAAGUCAACGCUCUGAUGAAAUGGAAGGACAUGGAAGGUUUAGAUGCGAAUAGCUCUCGUCCAGAUGAUGAUCUGAAUGCCCUUUUGAAGGAAGAAGAAGAUCUAGUGAUUGCGCAUCGGAAACAAGUGGAGGAGACAAUAGAUAUUGUUCGGGAGGAAAUGAAGCUGUUGGUUGAAGCAGAUCAGCCGGGCAAUCAGUUGGACGAUUACAUCUCUAAAUUGAACACCAUUCUUUCACAGAAGGCUGCAGGAAUCUUAAAUCUGCAAACACGUUUGUCUGAUUUCCAGAGGCGUUUGAAUGAACACAAUGUUCUAGUAUCUUCACUGAGCCAUUAGUUUUUAUUUUCAACGCUGAUGGAAGCUACUGGCUUGCGUUACGGUGUGGUCAUACAUUAUAUCGUGCAUUAUCCGCACAUACCAUAUUUGCAACUGAUGAUGGAUUGGUGGAGCAGCUUGAUGAAGGGGCGGCAUUGUUCACUGUUGAUAUUCCGCACCUUGUAGCCGAUUCUUAAAGGCAGGGGAUUGUGGCUAUUGUCAUGCUGGUUGAUGUGUUGAUUCUAUUGAUGGGUUCUGCUUGGGUAAUUGAGUAAUCUCGGCUCUGUGAAUGAGUUGCAGUAUAUCGAAGUUUCUUCCCGUUUCCAGUUUUCACUGGUGUUGUUAUAGUAAAAUAUCCUAUUCUCAUUGUGGCAUCAUUUUAUAAAGCUCACAUGUUAUGCGAAACUAGCUACUUGGUGAGUCUAAUCUAAAUUGGAUUUGAUUUC
Molecule: messenger RNA, 2988 nt
Organism: Magnolia sinica
Lineage: Eukaryota; Viridiplantae; Streptophyta; Magnoliopsida; Magnoliales; Magnoliaceae
Product: kinesin-like protein KIN-13B
Exons: 12
Coding region: 329-2563 (744 amino acids)
Biological process (GO): microtubule-based movement
Molecular function (GO): ATP binding; microtubule binding; microtubule motor activity
Source: RefSeq, a predicted model, not a curated record